CAGGUAAGCCUCAUUUCCGAACCCUGCUGAAAUCCUGCCACCCUCCGCGAUCAAGCUCAAUGUGACCGUGUUGCAAGCUUCCCUUCGUUGAUGGUACCGCGGUACAUGUACCUGGUGGUACAUGUCGACAACAAGAAGGGGAUGAUACACGCAUAUAUGAUUGACAAGACGACAAAGCAACCUUUGAAUCCCUUGGUGGAUAAAAGAGGAGAGAGAAACUCAGCAAAACCGGUCGGAACAGUGUUUUCCCCAUGUCCACUACCUUUCGUGUUGUGUGCGCCGUCAUUGGGCUGUGUGUCCUGCUACAACUUCUUGUGAUGACAAGAAUUGAAGAAACUGUUUCCAUUUUGGAGAGGUCCAUGUUGGAGAGGUCCAAUGAAGAGUUGUCAUCAUUGGUUGCUAUUCCCUCAACUCCUGUUACCUUUGAUCAGAGCAAACCACUCUUUGUUCUGAGUCUCCCCAAUCAUCAUAGUUUGGCCAUCCCACGGUAUUUCGAAUGCGCAGGAUACAAUGACACGACCAUGGGCCGUUAUUGGAUGCCCGUACCGAAAAAUCCUAGACGGAAACGUAUGACUACUGGGCAGUGUUUGCGAGCCAAGAUUGAAAGCAAAGGAAAGUCGGAUUGUGGGGACUACCAUGUCUGGAUGAAUACCCAAUACCUACGAGGACCCCGGCUCAACCCAAAAAUUUUCCGACGCCAUGAUUGUUUUGAUCUUGUCAUGUUUGACUCAGCUCUAGAAGAACUGGCAAGCAAUGCCUAUUCAAGAGGAGGCACAAUUUUGAACUUUGUUCGAGAUCCCAAAGAGUGGGCAGAGUCACUUUCUCCACAACUUCCACAAUACUGGCAUGAAUGGUGCAAUGACAGUCACAACCACACAUUUCCAGGAAUGGGAGAGUACGACAAUCAACAACAUCUACAUCACUUUUAUCUGAAAUAUCAGCAUCGACUACUGAAGUUUGCGGCAAUGAACCCUGAUUGGAACUAUGUGGAAAUUGAUCUGAGACGUUCCCGUGAUGAAGUUGGAUUCCAGUUGCAACAACAGCUGGGGUUUGACAAGAAAUGUUGGCUUGAAUCCACAAGUGGCUCUAUUGUUGGUGAUGAUCCCAUGGUACUGGCAAACCAACCACGCCCCAAUGACAUUACAUUUCCAGCGCUUGUGACGGCAAUGCCCAAGUCAGGUACUACAACGAUGCAUGAAUAUUUUGUAUGUGGAAUGGGCGACUGGACCAGUUCCCAUCAAUUUACAUGGACAACGCACGAAGCCAAGCGACCAGUUACACAACUAUCCAUUGGAGAGUGCAUGCUGGACAAUAUCAACGACAAUACCUAUCCUUUACUCAAAGGCUGUGGGAAUUCGUUGGUGUUUAGUGAUACAGGAGCAUUGCGUCUUGAAAACAAGACGAGGAAUCAGGAUUCAAUCUGCUAUUACCCCAUGGUGCACUUGCACAGUUUGGAACGGUUCUAUCGGAGCUAUCCCGAGGGAACCAUCAUUCACAUUGUGCGCAAUGCCACCUCGUGGAUAUCCUCCGUUAGGAGAUUUCACAGGUUGGAUAAAAGGUGGGUCAAGGGCUACAACUGCAGAGGUGGUGGAUUUCCCGAAGAUGUGAAAACAAGCGAUGAAGAAUGGGGGGAAUUCUAUGAUGGUGUUACUGAGAUAGUCCGUUCUUUUGCAAAGAGUCAUCCCUCAUUGACAUAUAUGGAAAUCCCAUUGAGUGAACAAGCUGAACCCAUGCUCUAUGAUGCCUUUCGAUUCCCAAGGAACUGUUGGGGGAAGUCUAAUGUGAACACGGGAGAAGCAAGGAGGAGGAAAAAGCGUCCACCAACCUCAUCAACCACAGCACAGAAUGCUACAGUUGCUGAGAACAUUCUGCCUCGGAAUGAGUGAUGGCUCCAGUACUCAGAGAUUGUUUUUGAAGACUGAUGAGAGACUCGAAACGGCUGUACUAUGUUUCCAAGGCUACAGUACGUGGUCGCAAUCAAAAUGGUGAGCAGUGUGGCGGAAUGAUACAAUCGCAAACUCGAGUGUGGUCAU
Seminavis robusta is the source of this 2033-nucleotide messenger RNA. Lineage: Eukaryota; Bacillariophyta; Bacillariophyceae; Naviculales; Naviculaceae. The record is from the annotation of a GenBank genome assembly.